UCCUUCCCCGAUUUUUCUUUCGUGUAUUAUCGAUUCCGGUUUUGUCGAGCGAUUCUCGUUUUGCGCAAAUGAAUGAUGUAGCUGUAUUCGUUGAAUCUUCUGUUUCCAGUCUCUGGAAACUGGGCCCGAAGAGAAAAUUUGGGAACUUUUUGGAUUCUUACUGGGUGAUUGGCGAUUGGUUUGAUCGUUCUUUGCUUAGUAUAGGUGGUGGUGAAGUGAGUUACUUUUUAGCUGUUUUGUAUAGAUUUUUGGUUGAAAUGACCGAAGGCGGUAAAAUUUUUAACGACAACUUGUGGGCAUUGAUCCAUAAUGAUACGGGAUUUGGUUCAGGCUGCUUCUCAGUGUCUUCUUAGCCGUUGUUUGGUCUUUUUUCUAAGGCGAUAAUAUGCUUUGGAGCAAUGAGUCAAUGACCAAGUGAAGGGACUCUUCUAUUUGGGCCUUAAUUUGUCUGAUGGAUAUGCUUGCCUUCCGUUAAGUAGUAGUAACGGUGAUGAAAUGUUGGUUAUUGGAUAUUGGAAUGCCGAUUUGCAGUUUCAUCAUAAAAAAAUUGUGGGAGGAUCCCUGUUUGGCACUCAAAGUGUGGAACCACCACAACAGCAUUCACAGACAACAACAACAACAACAACAACAUUGGAUAAACAGAGGGCUGAGUCAGCUAGGAAGAAUGUGAGAGCUCUCAAUAAUCAAUUCGCAAGUUGGGUGCAAAUGCAGCUAAAAAAUCACCCUGAUGAACUUUGGGAAGAUGGGUUACGUGACUAUCUUACUCAUGCGUCAAGCAUUCUUGAGAAGUUUAGUGAUGUGGUCAACUGGCUAAAAGCAAAUAGUGGGAAGGGGGAGAAACUAUCUUCUGAAUCUCAUGGUACAGAGAAGAAAUUGGUGGCCGAGUUCAAGAAUAACGAUGUUAAGUUAUUUCCUGAUAAGAACUCAUUUGUUACAAACAUCUCAACCACGGGUGCAGCAUCUGCAUCGAAUAGUCAGACUGGCCUCUUCUCGAACAGUCAGUCUGGAUUUUUCUCCGGUAGUCAGUCUGGUUUGUUCUCGAACAGCCAGCCUGGAGUUUUCUCUAGCAGCCAAUUCGGUUUAAAUGCCAAUAGCCAAAGCGGGUUGUUUGGCAGUGGGCAGUUUGGUUUGACCACCAGCACUCAACCUAGCCUAUUUCCCAGCAGUCAAUCUGGAGUUGUUUCCAAUAGCCAACCUUCAUUUUCAUUUUCUAACAAUCAAUCCCUGGCCAUGCCUGGAGUCAGUCUGGUGUCCAUUACUGCUAAGCGUGACGGUCUAGAGGAUGCAGACGGUGAAGACGAGCCACCUCAACCGAGCAGCCCAUCUGUCAAGAAGGCUGAAGAGAAGGGUAUUGUUGUGGUUCAUCAAGUCAAGUGCAAGCUUUAUGUCAAGUCAAAUGACCCAGCAGAUAAAGAUACAUGGAAAGAUAAAGGAACUGGGAAUCUCUGUAUUAAGUGCAAAGAGGGCGUCGACAAGGGAGCAAAAGAAUCAAAACCAACGAUUAUUGUCAGAAAUGAUGUUGGAAAACUGCUUCUGAAUGCUCUACUGUAUCAUGGAAUCAAGACGAAUGCGCAGAAGAACUCCCUAGUUGCAAUAUUCCACACCUCAGAGGAUGAUUCAAACGAGAGUGUUACUCCGAGAACAUUUCUGAUAAGGACAAAAACUGCUGAAGAUAGAGAUAAGUUAGCGAUAGCGAUAGAAGAAUACGCCCCUUCAUCAUGAAACACCAGCCAGGUCAAAUCUACUGUUUCAUUUUUCUUCUUUGUUGCUGUGAGGGGUCUCCUGGAAAUAACACGAGGCUUUGUUUAAGUCAAAUAAGAUUGUUGUAUGGUUCAGGGAGAGGGAGAGAGAGGCCAAAGAUACUUUGUAGCAUAGUAGGGGAGAUGUUGUGCCAAUUCAGAUAUGAAGAAGGGCUUUCUAUU
Molecule: messenger RNA, 1922 nt
Organism: Tarenaya hassleriana
Lineage: Eukaryota; Viridiplantae; Streptophyta; Magnoliopsida; Brassicales; Cleomaceae
Exons: 9
Coding region: 496-1722 (408 amino acids)
Biological process (GO): intracellular transport
Source: RefSeq, a predicted model, not a curated record